Anopheles cruzii is the source of this 998-nucleotide messenger RNA. Its product is annotated as protein obstructor-E-like. The transcript is spliced from 5 exons. Gene Ontology annotation, molecular function: chitin binding. The record is from RefSeq and is a predicted model, not a curated record. Bases 104 to 874 code for a protein of 256 amino acids. Gene Ontology annotation, cellular component: extracellular region. NCBI's taxonomy places the organism in Eukaryota, Metazoa, Arthropoda, Insecta, Diptera, Culicidae.
GCUGCUCACGUUCGGAUCAUCGGGAGACACCAGGAACAGAGGCGUGAGGCAGCUAGCAAGAAGGGCUUUCAGGUUCCCAGCAUCCCAAAAGGUGCUAAAAGCAAUGGGUCGCCUACGGUUGGCGCUGUUGUUGCCUUGCGUUCUAGCCUUCGUCGCUGCGGUGCCCGCCGGUGCCGACGACGAGUCUGACGAUUACUUUGAGUUCACCUGCCCGAAGCCGGACGGCCAGUUUCCGGAUCCGUACCAGUGCGACCGGUACUACGAGUGUGACGAGGGGCGCGUCACCGAGCGCCUCUGCCCGGACGGGCUCGUCUUCAACCCGGACAGCAAGCUGGUCAACAAGUGCGACCAGGUGUUCAACGUGCCCUGCCACGAGCGGAAAGAGUUGCAACCUCCGAAGCCCGUGGGAGUGUGUCCGCGGCAGAACGGAUUCUUCCCGCAUCCGGAUCCGUCAAUCUGCAACAUCUUCUACAACUGCAUCCAUGGGCGCGAACUGGAGAUGACGUGUGUGGCCGGGCUACACUUCUACCAGCCGACCGGAACCUGCGUUUGGCCGGACAUGGCCAACCGGCAAGGAUGCGGCAGUAACGCCAACAAAAAACUGAGCGACGGCUUCCAGUGUCCGAAGGAUGGGCCGAAGGCGGACAAGAACGGGCAAACAGUGACGCACCCGAACUACCCGCAUCCGGACGACUGCCAGCAGUUCUACAUCUGUCUGAACGGGAUCGAGCCACGCAAGGGCACGUGCGAAGAGGGCACGGUGUACAACGAGGACCUGCAGCGUUGUGACGAGCCGGAAAACGUGCCCGGAUGCGAGGACUGGUAUAGCAGCGAUCCCGCAGCAGCAGCAGCAGCAGCAGGAGAUGCAGUCUAACCACCAAAUGGCUGGGAGCUUCUUUCUGGCGUACAAGCAACCAUGCGGACCACAAAUGAGCCAGGCCAGACGCUGGCCAGCGGCUAACGUGAAAUGUCAAGUAAAAUGUCACUAGUACAAAUCC